AUGGCUACACCCCACCACUAUAUAUAUCCUUUUGUUGAACUUCUAGCCUCCGCGAGCAUUGUCGUUGUAGGGUUUCUUCUCUCGCCGUUUUCAGAAGAGCACUGCCGCUCAACAAUGGCCCCAAAGAAAGGAGGAAAAGUGACUUCCGUACUAGUUAAGAAGAAGGAGAAGGUUGUGAACCCUCUUUUUGAGAAGCGUUCCAAGCAGUUUGGUAUUGGAGGGGCUCUGCCUCCUAAGAAAGAUUUGACCCGGUUUGUAAAGUGGCCAAAGGUUGUCCGGAUUCAAAGGAAGAGGAGGAUCCUCAAGCAGCGUUUGAAGGUCCCACCAACUUUGAACCAGUUCACAAAAACACUAGACAAGAACCUUGCAACAAGCCUUUUCAAGUUGCUUCUCAAGUAUAGGCCUGAGGAUAAGGCAGCAAAGAAGGAACGCCUCCUUAAAAGAGCCCAGGCUGAGGCUGAAGGAAAAAGCUCAGAUUUGAAGAAGCCAAUUGUUGUGAAAUAUGGGCUGAACCAUGUCACCUACCUUGUCGAGCAGAGUAAGGCACAGUUGGUGGUAAUUGCUCAUGAUGUGGAUCCGAUAGAGUUGGUUGUGUGGCUUCCUGCCUUGUGCAGGAAAAUGGAGAUCCCUUACUGCAUCGUAAAGGGAAAAUCACGACUGGGAACGAUAGUCCACAAGAAAAAUGCAGCUGUAUUGUGUUUGACCACGGUUAAGAAUGAGGAUAAGUUAGAGUUCAGCAAAAUCCUGGAGGCAAUCAAGGCAAACUUCAAUGACAAGUAUGAUGAGUACCGAAAGAAGUGGGGAGGUGGUAUUAUGGGCUCCAAAUCACAGGCCAAAACCAAGGCCAAGGAGAGAGUUCUUGCAAAGGAAGCCGCACAGAGAAUGACCUAGGAGUACUACCAUAUCCCGGACUUCUCUCUGGAUUGUAUGUUCUUUGAACUAAUGAGAAUGCCUUAUGUUCUCAGCGGAAUCCAACUGACUUGUUUCUCUCCUUGCCAUGGGAGUAGGAAAAUAGUUAAAAUUUUGGUAGAACAUAUUGUAGAACUUUUUGGUUUAUUCUUAUUUUUACCAUAUGUAUGGAAGAGCUUUGCAUUAUCAUAUGAAUGAUGCAGCUAUCUGUUUUAUUGGGACAAAUGCCAAGGCAAGCAUCAAUGGCCCUGCUCUGCUUUCAUAAAGGUAGUAAUGUUCUGCACACUCUGGGAAGUACUGAUGACAGAACGUUUAGUGUUGCAACUGGUCACACCGUUGGUUGGUUGCAAUCGUGAACCCCUGGGCUCGGAAUCAGGUGGUGAAUAGGUGGAAUCAUUCGCUCAUGUGGUUGAAAGGGAGAAAUGGGUUCAGUGGUUCGGAUAAUUGCUGGUCUAUAUUUUACUGAAUGAAAUGAAAAGGAGAAUAUAACGUAGCCGACAAAAGUAAAGAAAAGGGGAUUAGACUUUUGAAAGAAAAAUGGAAGGGGAAUGUCAUUGUGUGCUAGUAUUGACCCAAAAUAUGAAAUAGGACUCCAUUGGGUAGUGAAGCCAAGCUGGCCGGUCUUCUACUUACAGGGGGCGUGUGCUGUACAAAG
This is a messenger RNA of Ilex paraguariensis (yerba mate), 1564 nucleotides long. NCBI's taxonomy places the organism in Eukaryota, Viridiplantae, Streptophyta, Magnoliopsida, Aquifoliales, Aquifoliaceae. The record is from the annotation of a GenBank genome assembly.